This is a messenger RNA of Peromyscus leucopus (white-footed mouse), 1976 nucleotides long. RefSeq names its product tropomodulin 4 (gene Tmod4). The coding region runs from base 845 to 1882 and encodes 345 amino acids. Gene Ontology annotation, cellular component: striated muscle thin filament; myofibril. The record is from RefSeq and is a predicted model, not a curated record. The transcript has 10 exons. Gene Ontology annotation, biological process: myofibril assembly; pointed-end actin filament capping; muscle contraction. Lineage: Eukaryota; Metazoa; Chordata; Mammalia; Rodentia; Cricetidae. Gene Ontology annotation, molecular function: tropomyosin binding.
GGGUGAGGGCCUGGUGGGAGAUGGGAAGAGUGGCUAAGGAAAGCGAGCUGGUGUGUGUCUGCCCCUGUCACUGUCUGUCUCUGCCACUUCCCGCCUUGACUCUGUAAAGCGCAUGUUGUCAAUGUCUCCCUUCAGGAUCAUCUCCCGGGUUAAGCGUCAUGUGUAGGCAGAGUGCAUUGUUCACACUGUGAAAGAUUGCCAGUUUAACCAUCCCACCACCCCUGGAGAAGGCAGUCCUUGCCCAGUGCUCCAGUGUCACCUUUCUGGUGACAGAGUAUGGGAACUGAAUGCCUUCUGAGGCCAUAUUGCCCUGCCCCCAGGCUGGAAGUGCCCCAGCCUCUAAGCCGUACUUUCCCUUACGAUUUAGAACUUUAGCAAACGUGAAAAGCGAGACCUUGGUCCUUUAUGAUAAAGGAGGAGGUGAGGGUGGCAUAAGAGGCCACCACUCCAACUCAGUCAUGCUUCCUUGCUUACCCAGUUUUGAAAAAGGCCCGGGGAAUGGGAAAGAGAGGAGGACUUUCCCUGGAGCUCUCUGCCACCCCCUCCCACCUUUCAAUAGGAACUGGGCAUGGAGCCAGCUGUGCUGGCAGGGCCUCCAGCAGCUGUGUCAGGGCAAGAGACGCUGUCGGGUAAAGUUGUAGGGGAGGGCGCUGCCGGGUUUUCUCCAUCACACAGUGGGCGGACAGCCCCCGCCAGGAGCCUAGACUCCCCAUCCAGAAGGGCUGGAAAGUGCAGCAACUGGCAGGGAAAUUGUAACAACGAACAAUCUCAUCUUUCCAUCCCAGGUAGACCCUGGCCUCCAAGGCUGUGAGUGUCACCCAGUGGGGAAGUGGUAAGGGCCACCAUGUCAUCAUACCAGAAGGAGCUGGAGAAAUACAGAGACAUAGAUGAAGAUGAGAUCCUAAGGACCUUGAGCCCUGAAGAGCUAGAACAGCUGGACUGUGAGCUACAAGAAAUGGACCCCGAGAAUAUGCUCCUGCCAGCUGGACUGAGACAACGUGACCAGACAAAGAAGAGUCCAACCGGGCCACUAGACCGAGAUGCCCUGUUGCAGUACCUGGAGCAACAGGCGCUAGAAGUCAAGGAGCGUGAUGACUUGGUGCCCUUCACCGGCGAGAAGAAGGGGAAACCCUAUAUUCAGCCCAAGAGAGAAAUCCCAGCAGAGGAACAGAUUACACUGGAGCCCGAGCUGGAGGAGGCACUGUCCCAUGCUACAGAUGCUGAAAUGUGCGACAUCGCAGCGAUCCUGGGCAUGUACACGCUGAUGAGCAACAAGCAGUACUACGACGCCAUCUGCAGUGGGGAAAUCUGCAACACUGAAGGCAUCAGCAGUGUGGUGCAGCCUGACAAGUACAAGCCGGUACCAGAUGAACCCCCAAAUCCCACAAACAUCGAAGAGAUGCUAAAGCGAGUUCGAAGCAAUGACAAAGAGCUGGAGGAAGUGAACCUCAAUAACAUACAGGACAUCCCCAUACCUGUGCUAAGCGACUUAUGCGACGCAAUGAAGACGAAUACCUACGUCCGGAGCUUCAGUCUGGUGGCCACCAAGAGUGGUGACCCCAUCGCCAAUGCGGUGGCUGACAUGUUGCGUGAGAACCGGAGUCUCCAGAGCCUGAACAUCGAAUCCAACUUCAUCAGCAGCACAGGACUCAUGGCUGUGCUGAAGGCCGUCCGGGAAAACGCCACUCUCACCGAGCUCCGUGUAGACAACCAGCGCCAGUGGCCUGGUGAUGCAGUGGAGAUGGAAAUGGCCACCGUGCUAGAGCAGUGUCCCUCGAUUGUCCGCUUCGGGUACCACUUUACACAACAAGGACCGCGAGCUCGGGCAGCCCAGGCCAUGACCCGGAACAACGAACUGCGUCGCCAGCAAAAGAAGAGAUAGCGUCACCUUCCUUUUACCAACAAGAGAUGAGAGCCCUGGACACAUAAAUCCUCAUCUCUCUCCCCUUUCCUGUAAAUAAAAUCCCUUUUGUUCA